Molecule: messenger RNA, 705 nt
Organism: Macrosiphum euphorbiae (potato aphid)
Lineage: Eukaryota; Metazoa; Arthropoda; Insecta; Hemiptera; Aphididae
Source: the annotation of a GenBank genome assembly
AUGAGUGGUUUUGAAUCUUCAAAAAUUAAAGCUAAUGAAAUAGCAGAUGUCGUGAAUAUUCAUAAAAAAUUUAAAAAGAAGCGUUUUAGAAGGACAAAAAAACAAUUUGAGUAUGAGAAUUCUGAUGAAAUAAAUGAUGACGCAGAAAACAAUUUCAGAAUAUUUUAUUUUAAUGUCAUUGCCGAUGGAGCUAUAUUAUCAUUUAGUGAACGAUUUAAUCAAUUUAAAAUUUAUAGCGACAAUUUCAGUUUUCUAUACAAUAUUGGUGAGCUCCAAAAAAUAACUAAUGACGACCUUAUGAAGAGUUGCUUAGAUUUACAAAAUUAUCUAAGUGACGGAGAAUUAUAUGAUAUAGUUGCUUCUGAAUUGUAUGAAGAGUUACUAGUUUUUCGUCAUACAAUGAAAGAAGAUUCUACGCCAAUAGAAGCACUCAGUUUUUUAAAAACAAUGCCUGGUGCUUUUACAGCUUUUCCUAACAUAGUAAUUUCACUCCGAAUUUUGUUAACCAUACCAAUCACCUCAGCGUCAGCAGAAAGGAGUUUCUCAAAGCUCAAAAUAAUCAAAAAUUACCUAAGAAACACAAUGUCUCAAAAACGAGUGACUGAAUUGGCUACUAUUGCAAUUGAAAAUGAAACAGCAAAUACAUUGAAUUUUAAGGACGUCAUAGAGUUGUUUGCGUCCAAAAAAUCAAGAAAAAAAUUUUAA